Molecule: messenger RNA, 1127 nt
Organism: Asparagus officinalis (garden asparagus)
Lineage: Eukaryota; Viridiplantae; Streptophyta; Magnoliopsida; Asparagales; Asparagaceae
Product: E3 ubiquitin-protein ligase At1g12760-like
Exons: 5
Coding region: 44-847 (267 amino acids)
Source: RefSeq, a predicted model, not a curated record
GCCGGCGUUUUGGUGGCGAGCGAGGGAUGUGAAGGUCCGAUGGAUGCCGUUGAGGCUUUGGAUUGUUGGGUACGCGGUGCAGUGUGGAGCUCAUAUGGUUUGUGUUUGUAUUGAGUAUCGGAGGAGGAACCAAAGGAGGACUGAGGGGGGGAGAGGAGGGGAGGGGAGUUCGGGGCCGAGCUCGCCGAGGGAUUUGGAGGAAGGAGGAGGGGGAUAUGAUAGUGAGCAGAGUCAAGACGAGGAAGGAACUAGUGUUGCUAAACAUCUGGAGUCUGCAAACACAAUGUUCUCAUUCAUAUGGUGGAUUAUUGGAUUCUAUUGGGUCUCUGCUGGUGGCCCAGCAUUGACCCGUGAUGCACCUCAACUAUACUGGCUAUGCAUAGUUUUCCUGGCAUUUGAUGUCUUCUUUGUUGUUUUCUGUGUGGCCCUGGCAUGCGUCAUUGGUAUUGCUGUUUGUUGCUGUCUGCCAUGUAUCAUAGCAAUUCUUUACGCUGUAGCAGACCAGCAGGAAGGAGCUUCAGAUGAAGACAUUCGCCAACUUCCUAAGUACAAGUUCCGGAGAACCGGUGAAGAUGAGAAACUUGGUGGUGAUGUAUCGAGAUCAUCUGGUGGGAUAAUGACUGAGUGUGGUAGUGAUCCUCCACAUGAGCAAGCUCUUCCAGCUGAGGAUGCGGAAUGUUGCAUCUGCCUCUCUGCCUACGACGAUGGGGUGGAACUUCGGGAGCUCCCCUGUGGGCAUCAUUUCCACUGUGCCUGCGUCGAUAAGUGGCUUUACAUCAAUGCCACAUGUCCUCUAUGCAAGUACAAUAUCAUAAAGAGUAGCAAUCUCGGAAGGGAGGAUGCAUAAAUUGAGGCAAUUCUACUUUCCUCUGAGAUGUGUUUGUGAUAUCUAAAGGUGUAUGGCUGCAAGUUACGUUCUUUCGUGCUGUUGUCGAUAGCUUUGUUAUUGGUUUGAAAACUACAUGUUUUACAAAAGCUCUUUGUAGCCUUGUAGCGUACUUGGUUUGAAGAUUUGACAUAAUUUUGAGAUUCAUAGCCUCACUGUAGAUAAGGAGACCUCUGUAAUAAAUAGUUAUGGAUUCAUUACCCGGUGUGAAGUCACACCAACUGUGCGGUGUUGUGCUUGA